Messenger RNA from Arabidopsis arenosa, 598 nucleotides. The record is from the annotation of a GenBank genome assembly. Lineage: Eukaryota; Viridiplantae; Streptophyta; Magnoliopsida; Brassicales; Brassicaceae.
ACAACUUUUGAUAAAAACCAAACGAGAGAGAGAGAGAAAGAGAAUCGAUCAUCAAUGUCGUCGGACGAAGACACGAUUACAAGAAUCUCUAUCGAACCGGAGAAGCAAUCACUUCUCGAUCAUCACACCGAGAAACACUUCACCGCCGGAGAAAUCGUCCGUGACAUCAUUAUCGGCGUCUCCGAUUGUUUAACUGUUCCUUUUGCCCUCGCCGCCGGUCUCUCCGGUGCCAAUGCUUCUUAUCUUCUAUCGUAUUUAGCGGCAAAGAGUGAAGAGGAUCAUUACGCUAGGGAGAUGAAACGAGAACAAGAAGAGAUCGUGGCCGUUCCUGAAACUGAGGCAGCUGAAGUGGCAGAGAUUCUGGCACAGUAUGGGAUAGAGCCACAUCAAUAUUCACCUGUGGUUAAUGCUCGAAUCCUCAAGCUUGGCUUGAUUUUAUGAUGAGGUUAGUCUCACUAAUUUCAUUAGUAUUAUUUUAUGUAUAUUACAUAGUCAUAAUUAAGGAGAAAAUCGAGGGAUACUUUUAGUUUUCUGCAAAAGCUGAGCUUUAUACUUUCCAGGUGUGGACAAGAUUCUAUAAUAAGGUCUGACUUCCAAU